GGGGGGGGUUCUAGUGUUUGUUUGGAUGUAGCUGGGGAGCAUAUAAAUAGAAGGUUGGUGGGCGUUUCAGGUGGGUUACUGAUGGUGUCUGGGGUUGCUUGGGUUCGGGGAUGUAGCUGGUUUAGGGUAUGAUCAUUCUUUCUGAGCUGUUGUAGCUAAGGGGAGGGGGGGGUAUGGAGUAUGGGGUGUGGGUGUGGUGGAUGUCGAAUUGAGGUCGAGGUUCGGAGUUGUGUUGUACAUGAUAGAUAUUGCGCAGUGUCAACGUAAGUCUCAGCGGAGUAUAUAUGCAUGCUUGGUCCUGUACAACGACAGGGUAAUACGACAUUUUCCAACAUUCUCAGAUCGGACAGGGCGUCCAAUCAGAUCCCAUCGAUUUUCCCAGGAUUAUGCAGGUCUACCCGAUCGCAUUCUCGAAGAGCGAACGAGACGAGCGACGUCCUGGACGAGGCCUCAGGAAUCGUGUCCUGGAUGGACUGUGGAGCAUAGCUGUAAGGGGGACCACUUGGCUGAACUCGGCUCUCUCCCCCCUUUGUUGACCGGUCUGGAUGGCACGACUGUGCUGCCUCUCCAAUUGGUCCGUUUCGCGUUUCAGACUCACUAUGAGGGGAAGGAGCCUGUUUUAGGCCUCCCAUUUUUUCCAACCGUGAAAAAGUGGAGGAUCCUGUGUACAUUGUCCCCUCUAUGUCACAAACGGUCGGUAUCAGAUCGUUAGUGGGGAGUGUUCGGAUGCCCUGACCGAGACGCGAUACCCGUCGUUGCGUAUAGAUUAAACCGGAGCAGAUAGAUUGCAGACCCAGAGGUUCGUCACGGACAUCGUUCCUUGGACGACUUUCAUCCUUGCUUCGGGGAAUAUGCGCUGUGUUUGUUGGCGC
This is a messenger RNA of Aspergillus pseudotamarii, 872 nucleotides long. RefSeq lists its product as uncharacterized. The coding region runs from base 239 to 712 and encodes 157 amino acids. Lineage: Eukaryota; Fungi; Ascomycota; Eurotiomycetes; Eurotiales; Aspergillaceae. The transcript is spliced from 2 exons. The record is from RefSeq and is a predicted model, not a curated record.